AUGGUGGACAUCCUCCUCCCGCGGCCGCUCCCGGGCGCCAUGGGGGAGCCCUCCAAGAGGCGGCCAGGGCUGGCCCUGUGCGCAGGCUGCGGGGGCCGUAUCCAGGACCCCUUCCUGCUGCGGGUGUCGCCGGACCUGGAGUGGCACGUCGCCUGCCUCAAGUGCGCCGAGUGCGGGCAGCCCCUGGAUGAGACCUGCACAUGCUUCCUGCGCGACGGCAAGGCCUACUGCAAACGAGAUUACAGCAGGCUCUUCGGCAUCAAGUGCGCCCAGUGCCGGGCGGCGUUCAGCAGCAGCGACUUGGUGAUGCGCGCCCGCGACCACGUCUACCACCUGGAGUGCUUCCGCUGCGCCGCCUGCGGCCGCCAGCUCCUGCCCGGCGAUCAGUUCUGCCUGCGGGAGCGCGACCUGCUCUGCCGCGCCGACCACGGGUCGCCCCCCGACGGCGCCGCCGCCCGCGGACCGCGCAGCCCCGCGCUGCCGCCGGCCGCCGCCGCGCACCUCGCAGAGCCGGUGCCCGGGAGGCCGCCCGCCCCGCGGCCGCCGGCGCACAAGGCGGCAGAGAAGACCACCCGCGUGCGGACGGUGCUGAACGAGAAGCAGCUGCACACGCUGCGGACCUGCUACGCUGCCAACCCGCGCCCCGACGCCCUGAUGAAGGAGCAGCUUGUGGAAAUGACGGGGCUCAGUCCCCGCGUCAUCCGCGUCUGGUUCCAGAACAAGCGCUGCAAGGACAAGAAAAAGUCCAUUCUCAUGAAGCAGCUCCAGCAGCAGCAGCACAGCGACAAGACGAGCCUGCAGGGCCUCACCGGGACGCCGCUGGUGGCCGGCAGCCCCAUCCGCCACGAGAGCGCCGUGCAGGGCAGCGCUGUGGAGGUCCAGACGUACCAGCCGCCCUGGAAGGCGCUCAGCGAGUUCGCCCUGCAGAGCGACCUGGAGCAGCCCGCCGCCUUCCAGCAGCUGGUCUCCUUCUCCGAGUCCGGCUCCCUGGGCACCUCCUCCGGCAGCGACGUGACCUCGCUGUCCUCCCAGCUCCCCGACACCCCCAACAGCAUGGUACCCAGCCCGGCCGAGACGUGA
This is a messenger RNA of Lonchura striata (white-rumped munia), 1080 nucleotides long. It is a transcript of the gene ISL2, whose product is annotated as ISL LIM homeobox 2. Gene Ontology annotation, molecular function: cis-regulatory region sequence-specific DNA binding; DNA-binding transcription factor activity, RNA polymerase II-specific. Gene Ontology annotation, biological process: positive regulation of transcription by RNA polymerase II; neuron fate specification; axonogenesis. NCBI's taxonomy places the organism in Eukaryota, Metazoa, Chordata, Aves, Passeriformes, Estrildidae. The record is from RefSeq and is a predicted model, not a curated record. Gene Ontology annotation, cellular component: nucleus.